AUGGCGUCGCGAACCGAACUCGAGCCUCUCUCGCCUGACGAUCACGCAGUACCCGGCCAAUGGCAAUCGCAGUCGCUCCGAGAUAAUACAGCACGUCGGUUGGAGACCAAAACAACGUGGUAUCCGCGUGUAAGAGAGACAUUCCGACGACGGGAUGGAUCACAGAAAGGAUGGAAGCCCCUGUCUAUGACGGCCCCGAUCUUGACGCUGCUUACGAUUUUAACGCUUCUAAUUGGUUGUGCCAUUGAAGCAUUGGCACAGCUCAGCCGUUCUAGGGGUGGCCUCGCGCUCUCACGAACACAAGACGAAAUCCCACAAUAUGCUAUGAUAAGCUAUCUAUACGCUCCUAAUAUUAUUGCAGUCUUAUACAGUCUGGUAUGGAGCUGGGUGGAUCUCGAUGUCAAACGGAUGCAGCCAUGGUUUGAGCUAUCCAAGCUUGAAGGAGCAACGGCCGAAAACUCGAUGUUUCUCGAUUACCCCUACGACUUUAUUGCCACUGUUCCCAUUAAAGCUGCUAGGAGGAGGCAUUGGCCUGUGUUUUUCGCGGGAACAGUGACGGUUGUCAUCUUCUGGCUCAUCACCCCAUUACAAAGUUCCAUCAUGGGAACUGGCUUGGUCAACAUAACCGCACCGGCAAUAAUUGGAACGAGAUCAUCUAUCGUUCCGUUGGCAACCCAAUCUGACUAUCUCACAAACCAGAUCCUCAAUACCGGAUAUUCCAUCGCAUGGCUCAGUCAAUCUUGGCCUCCCUUUACGACCGCCGAUUAUGGCACACUUCCGUUCUAUAUAGAUAAUGAUCCUGGAGAGUCUCAACUCCAAACGAAUUGGACCGCCACAACGACAAAGUUAUGGACCGAGCUCGAAUGUUGGCCGGCCGAGCAACCGGUACAGAAUUUUUCUACCAUGGUGAUGCACUUUGGGAACGGCCAGGGGUGUAAUACGACCAUCAACCUCGACGUCUUCGCAUAUCUCAAGAUGUACUAUGUUGGAUAUUACACUAGCCCAUUCUCAGACUACCAGUUGGCUGAUACCGAGAACUGCCCUGCUACUGCAAAUGCGACCCAUCAAUUUCUCGCCGUAUGGGUGUCGACUAAGGGCGGCAGUGCCCAAAAAAUGCCCGAGGUCGAUAUAACUGCGCUGUUCUGCGAGCCAUCUUACUACAAGCAACAGGUGAUGGUUACUGUUGACACAAAUGGUUUCCAGCCGUUGAAUUCGUCAAUUCAACCCAUCUCUCCUCCAGAACAUCUAACUGAAAAAGAAUUCAAUUCGACUUCCUUUGAGUUUUUGAUCGCAAACGGUAUGCCAAUGGAACAGGUGUUGGAUAUCACCCGAGAUUUUCCAUUCGAGUAUGUCAUUGAACAAAGUCCUCGGUUGGACAAAACUAAUCUAAGCAUCCCGGUUUCCAACAUGGUUGGCUAUGCUCUUGCUCCCCGGAACGUGCCAGCAACUCCAUAUGGCGACCCUGUCCUGCUACAUGAGGCGUUCAACCGCGCACACAAAUACCUGUUUUCGAUUGCGGUAAACCAGAUGUUGGUUAAUGAUACGACUGUAGUCAACAGCACAGCAGUUUCCGAGUUUCAACAGAGCGGGAUUAUUGUCAGUCGACUAUUUUCUGCCAUUGUCGAAGGCCUUCUCCUCUUUGUGGCGAUUUCUACGACCUGCUUGCUAUGGUUCUGCCAUGCGUCUACGAGCUAUUUAACUAAUAACCCGUCAUCUAUAUCUCGGCUAGCCGCAAUCUUUCGCCACGGACAAGAAACGAACAAGUCAUUCCGCCCGGCGGAUCACGCCGACGAGAAGUCGCUGAAAGAAUUAUUCAAAGACGACAAAUUUCGGCUUACGCGAGGCGAGUACAACAGUGAUGGGAAUAUAUACCUAGAGAAGGUGGAUGGUCCAGAGGGCGACGAGAAUGAGAGAAAAUUCGACAAACCAAUUGGCUACUAUGAUCCCAUUCGACCAACACCUCUUAAGAGAGAAAUUGGACUAUUGUUUGGCCUGGUGCAGGUUGGCGCUCUUGCCACCAUUGUAUACCUCAAGGUUCAAAAUGACAAGAACAAAGGCCUUAUACGACCAUCGAAUAGUUUCGAGGUGUUACAGAUCCUCGAAAACUACAUUCCCACUGCCUUUGCUACCUUCUCUGAACCUUUUUGGGUGUUAAUCAACAGGUUUAUGUGUCUCCUCCAGCCGUUUAAAGUCCUAUCGAGGGGCCGAAGUGAGCCAUCAAAAUCCAUUGACACCACCUACACGGCACUUCCUCCACAACUGGUCAUUUGGAGGGCGCUCAGAUCGCGGCACUUUAUGUUAGCUAUGCUGUGUAUCAUUGCGCUGCUAUCAAAUGUCCUCGCUGUCGGACUCGGUGCUCUCUUCAACGAGGAUCAGACAACCGCAAUCUAUACAUCGACUUUCACCCCGAAUAUUGCUCCGCAGUUCGAUAACCAAACUGUAUUCGAUUUGCACCUUUACUUCUCCUUGAGAACGAUAGCUACCGGUCUGUACCAAGAUGAGGCAUACAUUGCCAUGGCGAACUACACAUCUGGAACACAACUUCCACCUUGGACGACGUCUGAUUACUUCUUUCAGCCAUAUACCGUCGAUAGCGGGGGCCAAAGUAACAGCAGCAGCACUUAUAGAAUUCCCACGCGAGGUUUCGGCGCCAGCAUGAACUGCACCGCCGUGCCACAACAUACACUCGCACUCUCGUAUCCAGCGAGUUUGGCUUCGGCUUGUUCAGCCGAUGCAACUACUCAGCUAGAGGUUGCCGAAAUGGUGUUUAGAACGAACCAAACUACUAGACCUGCUGGCCAAUCUGCUAUUGAAUAUAGCGAUUCCCUGCAGUCGAAAGACUCUUUCGAUGAUUGCAGCCGACCUAUGACGUUUGGAUGGGGUAGAACACCUCAAGCACUAAACAUGAAUGCGACCGUUGAAGCAAGCUUUGCUAUUUGUCAUAUAUUCUUUCAGACGGCUAUGUUUGAUGUGCGGCAUGAUGCAGAGGGCAACGUGCUAGAAUACGAAAGAACGAGCGAUCUUUCCACACAUCUGGACGGCGACGACGGGGAUGUACAGACAAACAGGAUGAUCAUCAAUAUGAAUAACCUCGUCAGAGCAUAUGGGAGGGUAUGGCAUAACGACACACUAUCAAGAGACUGGAUUAACUACCUCUUGACUACGACCCUCGACGCCCGAGAUUUUCUGGAUCCCAGUAAACCGGUUCCCGAUCCUAAUGACUUGAUUCCUGCAAUCGAAAAAGUGUACCGACAAUUGUUUGCGAUCCUCCUUAGCCUUAAUCAACAACUAUUUGUGCCUGGUGACGAAGAGGCUUCAAUAACAGGCCAAAGGCUAACAGAAGAAACACGGAUAUUCAUGGACCAAAACGCUUUUAUAAUAGCCGUGACGGUCCUAUCUCUCAACAUCGUCGCAGUCGUCAUAUUCUACUCCCGCGGCAUCAUAUUCAACCUCCCCCGCGUUCCCACCACUAUAGGCUCGGUCCUUGCCUUUGUCUCAGCAAGUCACAUCCUAGAAGAUCAAGGGCCGUCUUCAAGAGGCCAAGAUGGCAAAUCAAGGGAGAAAAAGACGUAUAGUUUUGGCCGAUAUAUCGGGGUAGAUCAGAAAGUACAUCUGGGGAUCGACAUGGACCCUUAUGUGGCUCUGGUUGAUCCCGCGUCGUUGAAAGAGAAGAAGACUUUGCUGCAGAGGGUGGUGACGGGAGAUUUGAGGAGGAGGAAUCAAGGGACGUUUGAGCCAGUGAGAAAUGGCACUUGGCUCUGA
This is a messenger RNA of Trichoderma aggressivum f. europaeum, 3762 nucleotides long. RefSeq lists its product as uncharacterized. The record is from RefSeq and is a predicted model, not a curated record. Bases 1 to 3762 code for a protein of 1253 amino acids. NCBI's taxonomy places the organism in Eukaryota, Fungi, Ascomycota, Sordariomycetes, Hypocreales, Hypocreaceae. The transcript has 4 exons.